AUGAAGUCUCUCAUCACGGCCAUUGGCGCCGCCACGCUCGCGAGCAGCGUGGCGGCCCAAGUAGCCGGCAAACCGGCGGUUCUGGAUCCCGCAAAGGACAUCAUUCCCAUUAUUCCAUCGGAUGCCCUGAAGAACGUGGAGGGAGACUGGAAAUAUGACGCCUGUCACAAGAUUGACACUUCAGUCUCCGGUGGUUUCAUCUGGCCUUGUGCCUCACAGCUCAAGAUUCUCGUGGAAUCUUGCCCUACGUCUGCCAGCUCCGCCGAGCAGCGCAAGGCCCAGCGAGACUGCGUCUGCGGCAAGGGCAGCUCAUUCUUGCGAGACGCCGUUGCCUGUUCCGAAUGCAAGAUGCAGAAUGGUCUGCAGCCAGACAAUCAGCGCGACUUCUGGAAAGAGUACUACGCAGCCCUGGAUAAGGAGUACUGCCAGCCCGAACAGGUCGCUGUCGACUACAACGAGUUCGCCAGACAGUUGACUGAGAGGAAGUCACCACCAGCCGGAGUCAUUACUGGUAACCCCCUGGAUGGCAAGAUCGCCGACCCUAGGGAAUACUACAGAUUGGCUGGCGUUGACGUCCCGGAGAAGCAGGGCCCGGGCAAAUCUACGCCUGCUGUCCCCCAGCCUGGCGCCAACAACAACACCGUCAAGGCCAACACCACCAUCGUCAAUGACCCCGUGGCCGGACAGGUUGUCGUUCCCGCCUUUAUUGCCGUCGAGGUCAACAACAAGACCUCUGGGGCCAACACCGCCUCCGUUACGCCGACGCCUUCUGCUGCCGGCUCGCAGCCCACCACCUUGAUGCGUGUCACAUCUUGGAAUUCUACUGCAAAAGCCACUGCCUCUUCUCUGUCACCCUCGAGCUCGCUGGUCCCUGCCUCUGGCCCUAACAGUGGCGCUAACCUCGCGCAUGUCAUUUUGAUCAACGGCAAGCUUUGCCACGUCUACAUUAUCUGGGUCACCAUUGAUUGCUCCCCCAAGAAGGACGCCCAGGGAAAGCUUUAUAUCGAAUACAAAAACACCGGAAUCGACAACAACAAGCCCAUAUCCAUGCUAGAGGACAAGGAGCAGUUCGACAAGAUCAAGGACACCAUGCACGAUGCCAGCAAGGACAAGAACUGUGCAAAGCAGUUGAAGGAAAUCGUCGGUACCGAAGCCAAGGUCGUUACGUCUCCUGGAAAUAACAAGCCGCUUCCCCCCCCUGAGAAGCCGACCGCUGGGGAGUCCAAGGGGUCUAAUGUCAACGCCGGACCUGACACUUCUGACAAGCCUGUUACCGGUACCAAGCCUGCUGCUGGCAAUAACACUCCCGGCGUCUCGAGUAACGAUGAUGAUUGCGUUGACGAAGCUGUCCCCAGCGGUGCCAACACUCCCGGUAACGGUUCUACCAAUGUCCCCAGCACCCAGAACACCCAGAGUCCUCCCAGCGGUGGCGCCGAGACCCUUGUUCCUGGCCCUAACGGCACCAAGACGACUCCUAAUUCUCCUGCCCAGAACUCCGCUAGCACUCCCGGUGACCAGGCUGGCAGCAAUACUCCCGUCAACUCUGGUAGCCAGCCUGAAACCAAGGAUUGUGACUGCCCCCCUGGCAGCAAGACCCCUGAGCGCAAGGAUGCAACCGAGAUCUGCGCCAAGAAGGUGAAGACCGAGACAGACUGCAAGAAGGAGUCUGGAGAGAAUAUGCGAAAGUGCUUGUGCUCCGAGGGAAGCUUCAAGGACCAGCGAUUUUUCGAUGAGGCAAUCAUUUGCUCACGACGAUCUGCCGACUGUCUUUGGGGAGAGUAUGGGGCCCAAGUGUUCUUCCAGACCAAGUAUCUCUACUGUGAUCUGAAGUUGUUUGGAGACGACUUCGCCGCGGCGUACAAGAACGUGUCAGAUUCUUGGACAGCAAGAGCCCCGAGCGCCUCUCUCAUGUAA
Metarhizium acridum CQMa 102 is the source of this 1914-nucleotide messenger RNA. The record is from RefSeq and is a predicted model, not a curated record. NCBI's taxonomy places the organism in Eukaryota, Fungi, Ascomycota, Sordariomycetes, Hypocreales, Clavicipitaceae.